GCGGCGCCCGGCCUGCCUGUCUCGGCGUGCCUUGCGGCGGCGCGGCGCGUGCGGACGGAGCGGGCCGCAGCGGCGGGGCCGGAGCCGCGGCGAUGCUGGAGGAGGCGGGCGAGGUGCUGGAGUCAGUGUUGAAGGCCUCAUGCCUGCCGCUCAGCUUUCUGCUCUUCGUGCCCGCCGUCCUCUUGCUCCUGGGGCCGCCGCCCGCCGCCGAGGCCGCCCACGAGUUCACGGUGUACCGCAUGCAGCAGUACGAGCUGGGCGGGCAGCCCUACGGCACCAGGAGCGCAGUACUUAACACAGAAGCCCGCACUGUAGAAGCGGAUGUCCUGAGCCGCCGCUGUGUGAUGAUGCGACUGGUGGAUUUCUCCUACGAGCAGUACCAGAAGGCUCUCCGCCAGUCAGCCGGUGCUGUGGUGAUCAUCUUGCCACGAUCCAUCUCUUCCGUCCCACAGGAUGUUGUCAGGCAAUUCAUGGAGAUAGAGCCAGAAAUGCUCGCUAUGGAAACUAUUGUGCCAGUCUACUUUGCUGUGGAAGAUGAAGAGCUGCUGUCAAUCUAUGAACAAACGCGGGCUGCUUCUGCGUCACAGGGCUCUGCCUCGGCUGCAGAAGUUCUGCUGCACACGGCAACUGCCAACGGCUUCCAGAUGGUGACCAGCGGGGCUCAGAGCAAAGCCAUCAAUGACUGGCUCAUACCCAGCGUGGAGGGAAGGCUUACAGGGCUGGGUGGAGAAGACCUGCCCACUGUUGUGAUAGUUGCCCACUAUGACUCAUUUGGAGUGGCUCCGUGGCUGUCGCAUGGUGCUGACUCCAAUGGCAGUGGAAUCUCCGUGCUGCUGGAACUAGCCAGGCUCUUUUCCCGGCUCUACACCUACAGACGUACCCAUGCUGGGUAUAACUUGCUGUUCUUCGCCUCUGGAGGUGGCAAGUUUAAUUAUCAAGGAACCAAGCGGUGGCUGGAAGACAACUUAGACCACACUGAUUCCAGCCUGCUACAGGACAACGUAGCAUUUGUUCUCUGCCUCGAUACUCUGGGCCGAGGCAAUAGCCUUCAUCUCCACGUCUCAAAGCCUCCCAAGGAGGGAACCUUGCAGCACGCGUUUCUGAAAGAACUGGAGAUGGUCAUUGCCAGCCAGUUCCCAGAGGUGAAGUUUUCCAUGGUGCACAAGAAGAUAAACUUGGCUGAGGACAUGUUGGCGUGGGAACAUGAGCGUUUUGCAAUCCGACGUUUGCCAGCCUUCACCAUCUCCCAUCUGGAGAGCCACCGGGACAGCCUGCGCAACAGCAUCAUGGAUAGGAGGGCACGAAUAGACACUAAGGCACUAACCAGGAAUACUCGGAUCAUUGCUGAAGCUUUGACAAGGGUCAUCUACAACCUGACAGACAAGGGAGCACCUGCAGAUCUGCAGAUCUUCACGGAUCAGAUGCAGAUCCAGGAGGAGCAACUGGAAUCGGUGAUGGACUGGCUGAGCAGUCAGCCCAGGGCUGCCCAGCUGAUUGAUAAAGACAGCACCUUCCUCAACACCUUAGAAUAUUACAUGGGGCGCUACCUGAAGGAUGUCAAACAGCAUCACGUAAAAGCAGACAAACGGGACCCUGAGUUUGUUUUCUAUGACCAGCUGAAACAAGUGAUGAAUGCAUACAGGGUCAAGCCAGCUAUCUUUGACCUGCUCCUGGCGGUCUGUAUCGCAGCCUACCUUGGUGUUGCCUAUGUUGCAGUGCAGAACUUUGGUCUCCUUUACAGGAUGAUACAGAGAUUAUCUCUUAAACCCAAGCAGCAGUGAAGCAACGAGUCAUCACCUGUACAGCAGCACUGAGCCAUCGGAGAGCGUGCUGAUGUCAGGGGCUCCCUGAUGACCAAACGCUCUUGAAAUGCCAACCCUACAGGGAGACUUUCAUUUUUUUCUGAUCUUUUGAGUGGUUAUUUAAAAAAUACUCUCUACAUGCAUGACGUGUUCGUGACACUCCUCUACCAGAUGAAUUUGUAAUGACCAGAAUGGCUGGAAGACAAACUAGGAUUGUUUUCCACUGGCUUUCAUGUUCAACCCUUAGAGCCUUCGCGUGUUGUGCUGUGGGAAGGUGCAUGCUCUGGGCUGUGGAGGAUCAGAACACGCAGUGACAAUCUGAAGAACUUCUCCAGGUUCUGAAUAUCUGGAAGUGGUUUCAGAUGCCUCCAGCUGCAUCAUUCAGCUGUGUUAUGCUUGGAGAAGGCGUGUUCCCUCCAAUCCAGGUUAAUGAAACUCCGUUACUUCCCUGAGACAAAUAGCAAACCCACAGUUAUUGGCAAUCCUGCUGCAGUUUGACUUGACACAAGUAAUGGACAAGAGAGACUAGAACAGGGCCGAUGCAUUCUCUCAUGCAAUGGAGACUGUUAGGCUUCGCUCUUCCAAAGGAGAAGCUCAAAGUUCAGAGUUGGAAACGUCCAUCCGGGCACCUCCGGUGUGGUUACAGCUCUGUCCCUGCCAAGGUUGUCGCAUUAAAGCAAACUAUUUAGCUCUUUGUCUCAACAAUAAGCAGCUCGCGCUUCUGAGGCAGUGCGGGGAGCCGGUGGCAACUGUCUAAAAGAAAGGUGGAUAGAGGCAAAUAAUGAGAGUUCACACUCUCCACACACACGGGUGAUUUGUCCUCUGCUUGGCUGCCUUUUGUGUAUCUCUCCCUGGCAGUAAGUUCUGCUCUGGAGAAGGGUUUAUGCUUUCAAUCAAAGCACAAAUGCACUUAAACAUGAUAAACUCGAAUCUAAGAUAGUCCAAUUCCAACCUUCGCAUAGCUGGAGCAGAGUGCUCAUCCCAGGAGUCAACUCGCUUCCCACAUUCCUCUUUCCUUUGGGAAGCUGACAGCGAAACUCCUAAAUAGGCCCCGCUUUUCUGUUAAAAACAAGAGAAAUGGUGUCGAUCUGCACUGCAGCUUAGCUGCUCAAUUCUGUCACCAACACUAUAUGCAAAGGCAGAAAUCCAACAGCUGGGUACAAUCCAACCGUUCUGAUAAAAUAAAAGUUCUCCACAACGCUGGAGAAGAGCUCUGUGUAGCUCUUUCUUCUUGUUUUCAUCUGUCCUUUGCAUCAGGAGUUUGCCUGGCUGGGAAGGAAGCGUUAUGUCCACAAAUGGCGAGCAGUGGUAUUUUGAGUAUUUGAGUGGUAUUGAUAUUUUGAGCCAUAAAACAGUUUUCUUCGCUGUCUCUCUGACUCGAGGUGUUGUCCUGGUGCUGUCAGAGACUGCAGCUCACAGAAAUCUGGUUUUCCAACAGGAUUUCAGCACUGAAGCUGUUUGUUCUGUCCACUCCGACCCACGCAGGCCAUAAUGGGAAUUAUAGGCAAGUAUUUUGGUUGUUGCAGUUGAUCUCCCAAAUACCAAAAACUGGUUUGUUGUUAUGAAAUCAGUGCUACUGCGCGAUAGGAAUGCACUCCUGUACUCAAUGCAAAGAGGAAAAACCCUGCAGCCAAAAAAGAACCAGAUCCCCACUGUCUGUGGCUGGAGGAGCUCCCAUGAUCUCUUUAGAUGUUAAAACCACAAAUAACCCCCAAAUUGCUAUGGGGCUUAGUUGGUUGGUUAGUUUGAAGUCAUGCGCUCUCAUAUUAUUCAUAACACAAGCCAAAAUCCAGAGCUUCUCCUGCACCUCGUGGCCAAGCUGGGUUUUGUACUUAAGAGCCAUUCAGUCUCGACUUCCCGAUUGGAAAUGAUGAGGUGCUACUGUCUGUCUCAGUAAAUCUGGGCUCUGGGUAUUCGGGUGUGGGCUCCCGCUUUCUCCCUUGGAUCUGUUUGAUUUCCAUUUGUAGUUAUUGGAUGGCAACUUCAAGGUUGUAAUCUGGAAUAUUUGCGGCUCAGGAAAAAGUUGAUUUAUCUGGCAAUGUUAACCUAAUUAUUUAU
This is a messenger RNA of Cuculus canorus (common cuckoo), 3860 nucleotides long. It is a transcript of the gene NCLN, whose product is annotated as nicalin. The coding region runs from base 93 to 1781 and encodes 562 amino acids. Gene Ontology annotation, biological process: regulation of signal transduction. The record is from RefSeq and is a predicted model, not a curated record. Gene Ontology annotation, cellular component: endoplasmic reticulum membrane. Lineage: Eukaryota; Metazoa; Chordata; Aves; Cuculiformes; Cuculidae. The transcript is spliced from 16 exons.